UCGUUUGGAUGCGAAUGAAAAGGAGUAAAAUAAACGUCAAAAUAACUUUUGACAGCCGGAAUAAUAAGUGGCGAAUUAAUAUAUAGAAUAAAUAAAUCAAAUUUUAUAAAUUCGCCUGGGAAAAUUAUACUUUUAAUUGGUCAAAUUCGUUUACUAAAUUUGUUUGAACAACACAAAAGUAUAUUGACCAAUGUCUUCGUCUGCAGAAUGCACAAAGCAAAUUUAUACGUACCAAAGUCUAGUUCAGCGCUACAGUGGCCAUACAGCACCAGAUCUUCAGCUCACCGUGUAUGAAUAUGGCAAAGAUUCUAUUGAGCUAGAGCUGACCAAUUUACAAUAUGCUUCAAAGAGAUAUCAAAAGAUCAAACACAUAUGUAUGAUUAUUAUAAUAUAUAUUAUCUAUGUGAUAAUGGUUUCCAAAGACUUCACACCUCUAAAGGGACACAUAUUAUGCGACCUCACUUUUCUCUUGUGGUUAUUAUAUCGGAUACUCAACUUGUUGUCAUUAAUUCAAACUGAAAAAGUUAUAAUGUGCUUGGAUCUUGCACUUCAAUGCCAUACGGUGCGAUUUUUAAGACGAACUUCGAAUUUAUUCAUUCCUGCAAGCAAUAUUUAUGAUAUAGUAAUAAAUGAAGUUAUCGAAGAUCUGGAUGUACAUUAUAUACUAAUUAUUCGAACUAAGGGGAGUCUUUUCCAAAAGAAGCCCAUAAUUACACUUUUUAAUACUUUACAUCCGUCAUUCGAGUGCUUGCAGAUGACAUACAGAUGUCUCAAUAGAAUCUUUAGCAAAACAAAUGGAAUUACAUAGACAAAAGCUAUAGCAGUUUCAUUCCUAUGGAAGCUGUCUUCACUUCUGCUAAUAGUGCAUCUAUCUGAAAAUGAACAAGAAUAAAUUAUGUAUAUUUAUUGAACAUA
Messenger RNA from Zeugodacus cucurbitae (melon fly), 915 nucleotides. RefSeq lists its product as uncharacterized. Gene Ontology annotation, cellular component: glycosylphosphatidylinositol-N-acetylglucosaminyltransferase (GPI-GnT) complex. Gene Ontology annotation, biological process: GPI anchor biosynthetic process. The record is from RefSeq and is a predicted model, not a curated record. NCBI's taxonomy places the organism in Eukaryota, Metazoa, Arthropoda, Insecta, Diptera, Tephritidae. The transcript is spliced from 4 exons. Bases 191 to 808 code for a protein of 205 amino acids.